AUGUCCAGAGCCAAUGAAGCCAAGGAGGACGAUCGGAACGCGCACUUGGGGCUGCAUGUGGACGACCUGAGCAAAGACGCGCCGCCCAACGCGUUUCUCUUUCCGCGGACGUUUCUGGACAUGCACCUUUUGCACGACAGGGUGGGCGUGUACCCGUUCCUGCCCGCGUACCCUCCGCAGCUCUUGCAAUGGCUGCAGCCAAACCCCAUCACCGAGUCGUGUGCGGGCAAGUUCUGUCUGUCGGCGGCCAUGGGUUACGGCAUGGGCAAUGUCUUUGGACUGGUGUUGGGCAGCUACGAAAGCAUUACGCCGCCUGUGCUACUUCCUGGACAGCGCGAACUGCCCAAAGUUCCGUGGCGCGAGUCGUUGUCGGGGUCGUGGAGAACAACAGCAGGCAAAUGCCGAUACUGGGGCAACAAUUUCAUGAUCAUUUCCGCCAUGUUCUCGGGUCUAGAGUGUGCGUCCGAGAAAAUCCGCGGACGGCACGACGUGGGCAACGAAUUGGCGGCAGGGUGUGCGACGGGUGCAGCGCUGGCAGCAGGUCAGGGCAUACAGGCGCAGUGCCUCGGCUGCGUGGGCUUUGCUGCAUUUUCGUAUGCGAUCAAUGUGUUUACAGGUGGCAAGUUCUAG
This is a messenger RNA of Peronospora matthiolae, 630 nucleotides long. The record is from the annotation of a GenBank genome assembly. Lineage: Eukaryota; Oomycota; Peronosporomycetes; Peronosporales; Peronosporaceae.